CCACCUGCAGUGAGCGCUUUGAAACUCUGUGGUCUGAGGACAGAAAACCUUUACGGCUCUGGAGGAGGGGGAGGAGGAGGAGGAGGAGAGCUGCACCAGGAUGAUGCGUUCUCUGAGUGGAGGGGACAGAGAGAGCAGCACAAGCGGUCCUUGCAAACAGAUCAACAAGAAGAAGCCACCCAAGCACUGAAGGUGACUCUUAGUGAUGAGGGAGAGGGUGAAGACUGCAGCCUGACUGACAGCUGUGAAGAUGAGUUGAGGGAGAUCUGCAAUGAGGACUUCACUGAAAGGAUUUCUCUUGAUUCUUCUUACCAUUCCUGUCUCUCCCAGUGUUCCUCAGGUUCGUCACAGGCUCAGGAAGGUGCAGUGUUCUCCAACCCAAACCAUUGUCUAAUUCCAUCCCCUCCAAAAAGCCCUUCGCCUGCAUCUCUAACGGGGGUUGCAGCAAGGCCCUGGAAAACCAGGAACCACAGGGUAAGAUGCCUAAAAAUACCCAUCCAAGAGGAGAACGGGCAGAGGGCACAGCAAUGCCAGUCAAGGGCUCAUCAGGAAACUUCAGCCCAGGCUUUGGACAAGGACCUGGCUGUCCUGAGCCAGCACAGCGUGCCAGCCGCCUCCGAAUCCCGCAGGCAAUGCCAUCCUGCUGGGAGCAUCGGCCGGCAAAGGCUGAUUUCAGGACCAGCGACUGUUGGAUCAACAAACAUCAGGCCCAUCAUGGAUGAGAGCCCUCCCAGAGAGAUCAACCACCAGCAGCCAGAUGUCUGCUCAUUGCCAAAAACCUCAGAGAGGUUUGGACUGAUGAACACCGCUUGGCCCCUGACUGCCAGGGCUGUGCUGCAGUCAUUGCCGGACAGACCCACUGCCUCAACAACGUCCCAAAACAAAAGUCCUCAGUCCUAG
This is a messenger RNA of Antrostomus carolinensis (chuck-will's-widow), 900 nucleotides long. RefSeq lists its product as uncharacterized. The transcript has 4 exons. The annotation marks the transcript as partial. The record is from RefSeq and is a predicted model, not a curated record. NCBI's taxonomy places the organism in Eukaryota, Metazoa, Chordata, Aves, Caprimulgiformes, Caprimulgidae.